CUCCCUUACAUAGACCUCCCAGAUAAAUUGGCCCGGAGAACCCACCAAUGGGAAGCUCUGGGAGGCGGGUCUACAACGCCACCGGUUUGAGGAAGACAAGCAAAUUUCAAGUUGGCCGCGGCGUGGGCUUCGCGUGGGGGAAGGGCAGCAGGUUUUUCUCACUGGAUCUUUGAAUACCCAGGCCCCCUCUACCAUGGCCAGCCGGGGUGGGGGCCGGGGUCGUGGCCGGGGCCAGUUGACUUUCAACAUGGAGGCUGUGGGCAUUGGGAAGGGGGAUGCUUUGCCCCCACCCACCCUGCAGCCUUCUCCACUCUUCCCUCCCUUGGAGUUCCGCCCAGUGCCUCUGCCCUCAGGAGAGGAAGGGGAAUAUGUCUUGGCACUGAAGCAGGAGCUACGAGGUGCCAUGAGGCAGCUUCCCUACUUCAUCCGACCAGCCGUUCCUAAGAGAGAUGUGGAGCGUUACUCAGACAAAUACCAGAUGUCAGGGCCGAUUGACAAUGCCAUCGAUUGGAACCCUGAUUGGCGGCGCCUACCUCGGGAGCUAAAGAUCCGAGUGCGGAAGCUACAGAAAGAGCGGACCACCAUUCUACUCCCCAAGAGGCCCCCUAAGACCACAGAAGAUAAGGAGGAAACAAUUCAGAAACUAGAGACCCUGGAGAAGAAGGAGGAAGAAGUGUCUUCAGAGGAAAAUGAGGAGAAAGAAGAAGAAGAAGAGAAGGAAGAGGAAGAAGAAGAGGAGUAUGAUGAAGAAGAACAUGAAGAGGAAACUGAUUACAUCAUGUCAUAUUUUGACAAUGGAGAGGACUUUGGGGGUGACAGUGAUGACAAUAUGGAUGAGGCUAUAUACUGAAGAAGGAUCCUAAACAACACUCCAAACCCUCAUAUCUUUCUUGCUUUAAGAUACAGAGAGUAACUGUCCCUAUCAUUUGGUUUUGUGGACAACUGAAACAUUUGGUCAGAGUCCAAAUAAGCUGUUUGGUUCCUAGAGAUAGGAAUACAGAAUGAUGACAACA
Messenger RNA from Cynocephalus volans (Philippine flying lemur), 1013 nucleotides. It is a transcript of the gene POLR3GL, whose product is annotated as RNA polymerase III subunit GL. Gene Ontology annotation, cellular component: RNA polymerase III complex. The transcript is spliced from 9 exons. Gene Ontology annotation, biological process: transcription by RNA polymerase III. The record is from RefSeq and is a predicted model, not a curated record. The coding region runs from base 194 to 850 and encodes 218 amino acids. NCBI's taxonomy places the organism in Eukaryota, Metazoa, Chordata, Mammalia, Dermoptera, Cynocephalidae.